AUGCCCAAGAAACAUAACGCGGAACGUUACUUUCAGACGAAUCAUGGAACAUUUGCAACAAACUACACGGAGGGUUCGGAAAUUAGAAAGAAGAAGGUAUGUGAGCUAAAAUUGAAGAUUUCAGCUCAGCAAUCAGUAUUUGUUAGGCCAGUUUCAAAGUCUAAAAAUGCAACAACGAAUUCGUUUAAAAUUCCUCAGUUGCUAGAGAAGAAGGAAAAACCAUUUCAAGACGAUGAGUUGCUGAAGGAAGCGUUUCUUACAGGUGCUGAAAGCCUCUUUGACGAAUUCUCAAACAAGAGUAAAAUCAUCAAUGCGAUUCAGGACCUUCAAUUAUCAGACAGCACUGUUUUAAGGAGAAUAGAAGCAACUGCUGAUGACAUGCAAUCUCAACUGAAGAGAGACUUGGAAAAAUGUGAAUGGUUUUCUCUCCAAUUUGAUGAGUCCACGGAUAUUUCCGACACGUCCCAGUUAGCUGUUAUGAUAAGAAUGUUAUUUAACGACUUUUCUGUUAAAGCAGAAUUAUUUAAAAUUCUGCCUUUGAUGAUGAGAACGCGAAGAAAGGACAUUUAUAAUGUUUUUAAAACGUCUGCGUCAGAAAUUGGCUUGCCGCUUAAAAAGCUAUCGCCAGUUACCACAGACGGAGCACCUGCCAUAACAGGAAGAACCGAGUGUUUUCUAAACUUCAUGUCUUAUCACUGCAUCAUUCAUCAAGAAGCAUUGUGCGCAGAGAAAGAUAUUUCCAUUUGA
Molecule: messenger RNA, 747 nt
Organism: Stegodyphus dumicola
Lineage: Eukaryota; Metazoa; Arthropoda; Arachnida; Araneae; Eresidae
Product: zinc finger BED domain-containing protein 5-like
Source: RefSeq, a predicted model, not a curated record